AAGGGGGAGGAGCCUAGGCAGAGCCCCGCCCCCUCCGGUGGACUCGACUCACUCCUAGCUUGGCCGCCCGCGCUCGAGGAGCUGGGAGCAGCCGCACAUCCCAAAACUUUCGCGAUGGUUUCGGUGACCAGAAACGUGUUUGGAGAGCUGCCCUCGGGGGGAGGGACGGUGGAGAAGUUCCGGCUGCAGUCCGACCAGCUGGGGGUGGACAUCAUCUCCUGGGGCUGCACCAUUACAGCCCUGGAGGUCAAAGACAGGCAGGGGGAAGCCUCAGACGUGGUGCUCGGCUUUGCCGAGUUGGAAGGGUACCUCCAAAAGCAGCCCUAUUUUGGAGCCGUGGUUGGGAGAGUGGCCAACCGAAUUGCCAAGGGGACAUUUACUUUGGAUGGGAAGAAGUACCAGCUGUCCAUCAACCGGGAGCCCAACAGUCUGCACGGUGGCCUCAGAGGGUUUGACAAGGUCCUCUGGACCCCCCAAGUGCUGUCCAACGGCGUCCAGUUUUUCCGCAUCAGUCGGGACGGUGAGGAGGGCUACCCUGGGGAGUUGAAAGUCUGGGUGACCUACACCCUGGACGGUGGGGAGCUCACAGUCAACUACAGAGCGCAGACCAGUGAGGCCACGCCUGUGAACCUGACCAACCACUCCUACUUCAAUCUGGCGGGCCAGGGCUCCCCAAAUAUAUAUGACCAUGAAGUCACCAUAGAAGCAGAUACUUUUUUACCCGUGGAUGAAACUCUGAUUCCUACAGGUGACAUCGCGCCGGUACAAGGCACUGCAUUUGACCUGCGAAGGCCAGUGGUGCUGGGCACACACCUACAGGAGUUUCACAUUAAUGGUUUCGACCACAAUUUCUGUCUGAAGAGGUCUAAAGAAAAGCAUUUUUGUGCAAGGGUGUACCAUGCUGGCAGCGGGCGGACCCUGGAAGUGUACACCACCCAGCCCGGUGUCCAGUUUUACACGGGCAACUUCCUGGAUGGCACCCUGAAGGGCAAGAGUGGAGCCGUCUAUCCCAGGCACUCCGGCUUCUGCCUCGAGACCCAGAACUGGCCUGACGCAGUCAAUCGGCCCCACUUCCCUCCUGCGGUGCUGCGGCCUGGCGAGGAGUACAACCACACCACCUGGUUCAAGUUUUCUGUGGCUUGAAGAAGGGUGAAGAUCGCUGCCCGGGCCAGGGCCCUGGGCUGCCGGUCUCCUGUCCAGAGACAAGGUGAAGACCAAAGCUUGACAAGUAAUUCUGUGCAUCAAAUCUUACGAAUGGUAGCAUCAGGAUAAGUCGAAAUAUUGAUCUCUUCUUUGAGUGACCAGCAGUAGGCUGUGUCAUAAUAAUAGCCUGAAUAUUGAUUAGUUCUUCAAGUGACCAGUAGGCUGUGUCCAAAGACAAGCUCUAUUUUCUGUGCAGCUCAGAGGGCGAGUGAACUCAGCCACCAGUGUGCCCACCCAAGCCCAACAGUGGUUCCUUGGGACCCUCUUGCUGUUAGGCGCCAUCUCCACUGCCUUGUUCUUGUCUACUUUUUUCCCUUCCUUUCUUUGCUAACAGAUGACAACCAGGGCUUCAGGUCAUGCCAGUUCAGGUCCUCUUCUUUGCUUCUACCUUUGAUUGUUGACACAUUGCCAGGGUCAUGGAAGGGUAUGGAGAGAUCUGGCUGCUGGGCUAUGUUAGGGAGCCAGUCAGUCUCACAUUCCCUUUUGUAAUCCGCACUAGGCUGAAAUGUCUCUUAGCUUCCUUGCCUUUGCUAUUCACUGAGAAAGCCCAGGCCAGCCAAGACCUGCAAGAAGGGGCAGGAGCCGAGCAUGAGGAGAGCAGAGGCUGAGUUUCAGAGAGGAGGCUGGAGGCGCCUCUUAUGCUAGACAGUCCACUCAGCAGUGAUAGGCUUGGGCCGGUGACUUUCACAGAAAUGUAUUUUAUAUACUAUCUACUACAAACACUUGAAAUAAAAUCAAA
Octodon degus (degu) is the source of this 1942-nucleotide messenger RNA. RefSeq names its product galactose mutarotase (gene Galm). The coding region runs from base 115 to 1143 and encodes 342 amino acids. Lineage: Eukaryota; Metazoa; Chordata; Mammalia; Rodentia; Octodontidae. Gene Ontology annotation, biological process: beta-D-galactose catabolic process via UDP-galactose, Leloir pathway; glucose metabolic process. Gene Ontology annotation, molecular function: aldose 1-epimerase activity; carbohydrate binding. The transcript has 7 exons. The record is from RefSeq and is a predicted model, not a curated record.